Molecule: messenger RNA, 393 nt
Organism: Prorocentrum cordatum
Lineage: Eukaryota; Dinophyceae; Prorocentrales; Prorocentraceae
Source: the annotation of a GenBank genome assembly
AUGCUCUACGCUGGUCGAGGAGAGGGUGCUGUUUCUCUCGAAGUGUCGAUCAAGAAGUGCGGUCAGACAAAACAAUGGUGCGCAGCACUGGAGUUGCUCCGCGAAGGGAUUCAAUUAAGUGUGCAGCUCGUCCCAGGCCACUACAUUGCGACCGUCGGCGCGUGCGCAAAAGGCGGGCAAUGGCAACACGCACUGUCGGUGCUCGGUGCGAUGCGAGAGGCGAAGCUGGAGCUGAGCGUCAUCUUCAGCUGCAGCGCUGGAAUCAGCGCGUGCGAGAAGGGCGAGCAGUGGCAGCGGGCGCUGGCGCUGCUGAGCGAGAUGUGGGAGGCGAGCCUGGUGCCCGACGUCAGCUCAUCUACAGUGCGCUGGGAUCAGCGCGUGCGGGAAGGGUGA